AUGUCUCGACGCGCUACCCCGGGCCAAGCUGCCCAGAAUCAGCAGACCAUCAAAAGUCUGCUGAAACUUGAGCCCAAUAAGGUGUGCGCUGACUGCAAGCGCAACAAGCAUCCACGAUGGGCCUCUUGGAAUCUGGGAAUCUUCGUCUGCAUUCGCUGCUCCGGUAUUCAUCGAGGAAUGGGUACACACAUUAGUCGGGUCAAGUCGGUCGAUUUGGAUGCCUGGACCGAUGAGCAAGUCCAAAGUGUGCUGAAAUGGGGCAAUGGAAGGGCCAACAAGUACUGGGAAGCGAAGCUGGCACCUGGCCAUGUUCCGUCGGAUGCGAAAAUCGAGAACUUCAUUAGGACAAAGUACGAGGCUAAGCGAUGGGUUAUGGAGGGUGGGAUACCUGAUCCUUCCACCCUGAGUGAAGGGGACGACGAUGUGCCUCUUGCGCUUGUCCAGGAAAAAGCGAAGAUUGAGCGCUCCGCCUCCCAGCGAGUUGCACCUCCUCCCCAACCUACGCGCCGACAAGCCCCCAUUGAUCUCUUUGCCGAUGAUGAUAUGAUGUCUGCCCCGCCUAGACCCAGCACGACCGAGCCGUCUAAUCGUGCGCCCCCUCCCCCGCGACAAGCUCAGCCUACACAGCCCAAGACCCAGAAGACGGGCGAUUCAUUGCUUGGUCUAGACUUCUUUGGCAACUCUCAACCGCCUGCCGGAAGCCGACCGAGUAGCACCUCAUCCACUCCCGCUGCGCCGAGCGGUAUGUCUCGUCCUGAUUUGAAGCAAUCGAUCCUGUCUCUAUAUUCGAAGCCGCAGCCUGCACCGGUCCAACAUGAGCGGAACAACUCAUUUGGCGAUAUGGCAUCUCCGCAGGCCCCCUCAUCCUCGAACAUGGGGGGUGGACUCAGCUUCCCGUCUACAACUUCUCCCCCUCCAGCCAAGCCCGCCGAGAAGCCAUCUCCAUUUGCAAACCUCACAAACUUUGGCAGCGCCAAGUCGACGCCUGCUGCUCCCAAGGUUACCUCUCCUGCUGGAUCCGCUAGUGGUGACCUUUUCGCGAGCUUGACCUCCCCAACCAUGUCUGCAACAAAGCCCCAGUCGCGAAAUACUUCCAUUUCCUCAAACUCCCAAGACUUCGGAUUCGGAGGAUUUUCUUCGCCACCUCCCCAGCCCAAGCCCAACCCGCCAUCUUCAUCACUCUCCAAUGAUCUCUGGGGUCUCUCUUCUCCACCUCUCGCACCCGCAGCACCACCCAAGCCUACUGUGUCAUCUCCCCAGCAGGAAAUGAGCUCCGCAUUCAAUAUCUCUAGUCCGCCAGUUCGAUCUCCUCCCCAACAGACCCAGAAGCCCGCGGUUCCCGCCGCAACUGCCGCUGCUGCCGGUAUGAUGGACCCCUGGGGUGGUAAUGCAUGGGGCAACCCCGAGCCAGCUCAAGCACCCGCACCCGCCCCGGCCGCCCCGUCUGGUGCGUCCAUGAUGAAGGUCCCCGACACCCUGACUGCAAACGACGUCGGCAGUGGCUGGGGAGCUCCGGCCCCCAAGCCUACCCCUACUGUGGCCGCGGACGAAGACUUCGGCGGCUGGACCAGCGCUUCUCCCAUCACGCCUGCUACGACAGCAACCAACAAUAGCUCAACCAAGCCGGCUGGCGGGUUUGGUGGUGGAUCGGACGACCUUUUCUCCAAUGUUUGGGAGUAA
Molecule: messenger RNA, 1680 nt
Organism: Penicillium waksmanii
Lineage: Eukaryota; Fungi; Ascomycota; Eurotiomycetes; Eurotiales; Aspergillaceae
Exons: 6
Coding region: 1-1680 (559 amino acids)
Biological process (GO): endocytosis; intra-Golgi vesicle-mediated transport; endoplasmic reticulum to Golgi vesicle-mediated transport
Cellular component (GO): Golgi apparatus
Molecular function (GO): metal ion binding; GTPase activator activity
Source: RefSeq, a predicted model, not a curated record